Didymodactylos carnosus is the source of this 1293-nucleotide messenger RNA. The record is from the annotation of a GenBank genome assembly. Lineage: Eukaryota; Metazoa; Rotifera; Eurotatoria; Philodinida; Philodinidae.
AUGAAUCCAAACUCCCGAACGUUGCAGUGUUUAUUACUAGUAGUUCAUGUGGCCUUCCUGAUAGCUCCUAAAGGCACGGGGACACCGAAACAGUCAACAUGUGGGGCGCCGUAUCCAGACACUCGGCCAACGACGGAUAAAAAAAUGUUUACGCACGAUAACAAAAAAUGCUUUCCUACGAAUGCCGACAACACAGCCACGUUCGUGGCCGACGCUGAUGUGAUGACGUUCCACACGAAGGACAGUGCUCAUUGUGCUUAUCUGACCUUGGCAGCAUUGAAGGGUAAAACGUUGGAAGCACUUAUCCAUGAAACUGGCGUCAUGUUGGUGGAUUUACCCACUUUUUCUGAUAUGAAGACAGUGUAUAAGGCGGCUGGCUUACCAAUAAAAAAAGUGGUCCAGUUCCUAAGCAUUACGGGUGUUCAAUGUUAUUUAAGUGGACGUUUGCGUAAUGGUCAAACAGUUCAAGCGCCGUUCGGCUGGACUGUUAACAAACCCGUUGAGUCUAACCACAUGGUAGUACUCGAGGUGUCGAAAGAUGCGACCGGAACUCUUAGUGGACGAUUUUUGGAUUUUUCAUACCCGGCUGGUCAAGGUAGAGAGUCAACGACAUGGCCGGUGGCAGACAGUGUACCCCUACGACAUUCGCCAUUGUCCACGCGUCAUUCGCCAGUACCUGUUCUCAUUAUUCAUUGGAGUACUCAUCCUCUAUUUUUGGGUAUACCGUACGCUCAACCUCCAUUAAACAAAUUAAGAUUUCAAACACCAAAAUCAUUGAAGAAAUGGACAAAUAUAUUUGAAGCUAAUAAAUUAGGUCAUGGUUGUAUAGAAAAUUGUACAGAUCCACAAAGUACAAGUAGCGCACCCUUGUAUGAUUUAAGUCGUUUAGUUAAUUUGACAUAUGUAAUAAUUGUUACAUUCAACUAUCGUCUAGGGGCAUUUGGUUUCUAUUUUAAUAUUGAUAAAUCACCGGUUGGGGAUUGGGGAUUAUUCCAUAAAGUUUUAAUACAAUCACCAACAAUUGGUGUACCAUUUAGAACUAAAGAUAAUGCACAACAAUUUAACAAUCGCUUCUCAAAAUUAUUAAAUUGUCGUUCAUCUUCGGAUGAAUUACAAUGUUUACAAGCGCAGACUUGCCAAGAAAUAUGCCAGGCACAAACAACAACAGCUGAUCUAACAGAGUUAAAUGCGUUUUCUAUACAAAAAUUUCGACCAUGGGGACCAGCUCUAGGUUUAAGUCGGUUUCGAUUAAUUUAUAAUUCAACCCAAAUAUUUCAAGAAGUUAUUCAUUAA